Copidosoma floridanum is the source of this 528-nucleotide messenger RNA. Its product is annotated as ejaculatory bulb-specific protein 3-like. NCBI's taxonomy places the organism in Eukaryota, Metazoa, Arthropoda, Insecta, Hymenoptera, Encyrtidae. The record is from RefSeq and is a predicted model, not a curated record.
UUCCCGCGGGACUAUAAUUGAUCCGCGCUUGGCAGCUGCACUCAGUGACGAGCCACGGACACGGCCGCAGUCAUGGACAAGCGGAUGUGUUGGCUGGCGCUCUGCUGGUGGCUCGGCGGCAGCCUCGACAACAAGUACGGCGAGAGCAACGCCGGGGCCAGUGGCUACCCCUGGCCCAAGCCCCACACUUACAACACACGCUGGGACAAGGUGAAUUUUGAAGCACUGCUCGGCAGUCGGCGAUUGAUGCAACACUACUUCAAUUGUCUCAUGUCGAAGGGACCCUGUCCCCCGGAUGGGCUGGAGCUCAAACGUGCUCUCCCGGAAGCUUUGGCAAAUGCCUGUGCCAAGUGCAGCCAGAGCCAGAUAGAGACUUCCAUCAAGAUGAUUCGUUAUUUAAGAGAAUUCGAGCCUGUGAAGUUCCAAAUUCUUGCCAAUAAGUUCGAUCCCCGGGGUAUUUAUCGAAAAAGGUACCUCGAGCCACCAUCGCUGGACGACAACAGCCUCAACCGUUGAGAUUACAUAUAU